UUUAUUCCCAGGCAGCGCUGGCAGGAUCAGGGGCUGUGCGAACGCCAGGGCUGGCAGCAGCAGCAUGCGUGCGGCGACCGAGGCUCAGGGCGCGACAACCACGUAAGGGGCCCGCCGGAGCCUCCCUCCUCACCUGCCUCCGCAGCCCCCGGCAGAAACUUCCCUCUCCCGCACGGUCCGGGCUUCUCCGGCAGGGCUUGGCAGCGACAGCCGCAUGCAUGACACUCCGAAAAGGAGAGAAAAUGACCAUAAGUAUCCAGGAGCACAUGGCCAUUGACGUCUGCCCCGGCCCCAUCAAACCCAUCAAGCAGAUCUCCGACUACUUCCCCCGCUUCCCCCGCGGGCUCCCCGCCGCCGUCGGCCGCAGCAGCAGCGCCCUGCGCCCCGCGGUCAGCCAGCCCUCGGUCAGCCCCGCCGAGGCGCCCCGGGAGGAUGAUGAGGAUGUGGACCAGCUCUUUGGAGCCUACGGAACGACGCCCGCAGAGCAGCCGGCCAAGAGCCAAGCGCCCGAGGAGGUGGUGGACCCCGAGGGCUACGAGUCCGACGACUGCACCACGCUGGGGACGUUGGAUUUCAGUUUGCUCUACGACCAGGAGAACAACGCUCUCCACUGCACCAUCAACAAAGCCAAGCUGCCAAAACUUGACUACAGAAAGGGCCUGAAGCCAAUGGACCACAAUGGUUUGGCUGAUCCUUACGUCAAGCUGCACUUGCUCCCCGGAGCCAGUAAGGCAAACAAGCUGAGAACCAAAACGCUGCGCAACACCCUGAACCCCACCUGGAACGAGACCCUCACCUACUACGGCAUCACCGACGAGGACAUGAUCCGCAAGACCCUGCGGAUCUCGGUGUGUGACGAGGACAAGUUCCGCCACAACGAGUUCAUCGGGGAGACGCGUAUCCCGCUGAAGAAACUGAAGCCCAACCAGACCAAAAACUUCAACAUCUGCCUGGAGAAGCAGCUGCCGAUAGAUAAAACAGAGGACAAGUCGCUGGAGGAGCGUGGCAGGAUCCUCAUCUCGCUCAAGUACAGCUCACAGAAGCAGGGCCUGCAGGUGGGCAUCAUGCGCUGCGCCCACCUGGCCGCCAUGGAUGCCAAUGGCUACUCCGACCCCUACGUCAAAAUUUACUUGAAACCAGAUGAGGACAAGAAAUCCAAGCACAAGACAGCAGUGAAGAAGAAAACGCUGAACCCCGAGUUCAAUGAGGAGUUUUUCUAUGAGAUCAAGCACGGUGACCUGGCAAAGAAGACCUUGGAAGUCACCGUGUGGGACUAUGAUAUCGGGAAAUCAAACGAUUUCAUAGGCGGAGUCGUGUUAGGAAUUAAUGCCAAAGGGGAGCGGCUGAAGCACUGGUUUGACUGCCUGAAGAACAAGGACAAGAAAAUCGAGCGCUGGCAUACGCUGACCAACGAGCUGCCAGGCGCCAUCCUCAGCGACUGAGCCCCGCGGGGCUGCAGCUCCACAGCCUUUGGACUCCUCCCAGCUUUGGCUAACGGGGGAUCCCGGGACAGCCAGGAGAGCAGGACACCCCACAGCAGGGCCUGGCUGCAGGGAAGCCCUUCCCAGGGGAGAAGGCACAGGUGAUUUGCUCCAGCGGCCGCUCCCGGCUCCCAAGGCUUUUCCAAAAUGCCUCUUUGCGCCCUGCCACACUCACAGCCCCACUUUCGAGCAUGCACGUGCACACACACACACACACAAACACACACAGGUGUGCACCCCUGCAUGCACUGCAGUCUGGCUCCUCUCCCAAAUCCUGGCUCUACUCAGUUACCUUCUCGCUGCCUUGCAAGUCAGUGGCAACAAUGAAUGCGUCCGUCUGCGUCCGUGUGUCCGGCAUCGGCAAAAGGCGUCCCUAAAAACACACAAAACCCAGAACUGUCUCCUCAAGGCAGCUUGUGCCAUAUCUCUGGUGGUUUGUCAGUCUCUGUGGUUUGGCCCUAAACAAUCUUUUAUGCAUUUAAAGCUCCUCUGUUGGAAUGAUCUUGUCCCUGGUAAACCUGGAAGGAGUGUUUGCUUUCCUUCCAGGAAUGUUGUGCUCGUCCUCUCCAGUAACUCAUGGGAAGUCAGCAGAGCUGUGCAGACCAUGGCUUUCCUCCUGGGAUCGGGCAGCCUCACGUUUGGGAGGCAAAAUAAAAAGCUCAGUGGAGCAGCCUGGCUGUUCCUGCUUCCCAGGAUCAGCAGCAGCCGCUCUCCUAAUGAAACCAUGCCAUGCAGCAGCACGGCUGUUUUUCCAGCAAAGCCAGCCUUCAGGCUGAAAUUGUGUCAUUUUUCCCUUUUUCAUCCCUUUCCAAUUCAUCCGUUAAAUAAUGAAGAUGCUGAGCCUCGGGGCUGAGCUGGGGUUGUGUUUGUGGUUCGGCACGGCCAUGAGGUUGAUCCGUUUUCUGCCUCAGACAGCAUCCAAAUCAAAUAAAUUUCUGUGUAUGGCACAGUAAUAUUAAUAUGGCACACUAAUAAUAUAUUAAUAUCAUCAUAAUAAUCCCAGAUAUUAUCCUCUGUAAUCCACCUUGGCUGGUCUCUUCAUCCUCAUGCCACCAGACGUGGUGGGAUGAGCUAAAACUUUCUAGGAAAUGCUGCACCGUUCCCAAAAUUUUUGGAAGCCUUUAAACAAUGAUUUCUUAGGAAGAGCUGCUCUUUCCCUACAAGUGUCAAUCACCCUCAGCUUCCAAGCCCUGUGCACGUGUUGCCAACUUCUUUUAUUUUUUUUCCUGGGAAGCAAUGGAAUCUCUGGAAACCUAUGUUUACUUUUCCCAGUGAGGAUUGUGUUACGCCUUGUUUGAUAUGGGGGGGAGAAAAGAUAAAAAACAUAGGGUUUUUUUUUUAAUAACUUAAUAUUUGUAAUGCAUCCUGCAGAUCUGCAUGGAUUUUAUUGGAAUGCUGGCAGCCUGUCAAGUCGGAUGUUCCCACUAAUCCUUUCUGGUCCAGCACCUUAAAACCUGGUUGGGAUCUGAGCUUCCAGGGAAGCUCCAGGAGCACCAGGUUUGGCUGUGCCUCCCUUUUCUGGCAAAGUUCCUUUCAAUCCAUCCUUUGUUCCAGCACCUCAAACUGGUUUAUGCCUGAGGUGGAGUAGGACAUGUGCGUGUGGGCUCCUUCACUUUGUAUCCCAGCCUUUUCUAAGUGGACACUCCGUCCGUCCGUCCGUCCGUCCGUCCCAGCUGCAUGCAGAGUUGGUGGUUGUCACGCCAGGCCUCGUGAAAUGUUUGAUACCAAUGUUUUGCUACCAUGUGAAGGCUGCAGAAACCGUCCUUCCCUGCAUCCUGAGAGACUUUUGUAUUUCAGUAUUACCUAUCUGUGUACUUUUGGUCAGGUUUGUUAAUAUUUAUAAUAAGAACCGAACAUAAAAAGGUUAAAAAAUAAAA
Corvus hawaiiensis (hawaiian crow) is the source of this 3358-nucleotide messenger RNA. It is a transcript of the gene DOC2B, whose product is annotated as double C2 domain beta. Gene Ontology annotation, cellular component: membrane. The transcript is spliced from 10 exons. The record is from RefSeq and is a predicted model, not a curated record. Lineage: Eukaryota; Metazoa; Chordata; Aves; Passeriformes; Corvidae. Bases 219 to 1442 code for a protein of 407 amino acids.